AUGAAUUUGAUGACAAGUAAUUCUUUCUGGUUGAUUGAACAAAAAUGUUAUAUUAUAACCGACGACGAAAGAGCGUUCAAGAAUGCGUUUUAUGAAACUUUUCCAGCGAUGAAACAACUGCGCUGUCGCACACAUAUUUAUCGUAAUAUUUAUAAAAAUAUACUAAAAUUUCGUUCAGCUAAACCGUCGCCUACCGAUGAUGAACAAGAAGAAAAAAUUGAUGAUACUGAAGUACAAGUAUUACCGGACCAAUCGGACACUACAGAUGAUAACAAUGAAACGUUGAACGAUAGUGUAGAAAUGGAAGAUGAAGCAAUAGACAAUAUUACGAACAGUUAUAGUAAUGAGGAUACAAACAUUUAUGGUCAAAUAUUGCUGGAACACGAUUACUGGUUUAAGCAAGAAAUUAUUUUUGUCAAAGAAAAGAGAAGAGAAACGGCCUGUCGUAUGAUCAAAGAUUGCAAAUAUUUAUUUUCAUUAAAUUCAUUUGAAAAAUUUCAAUCGGAAUUGAAUAAUAUGCAAGUUAAUUGGGAAUCUGCAUUUGUGAAAUAUUUUAAUAAGAAUAUUUUCGUGGAUAUUCAUGAAAUAGGUAAGCGAAAACUAAUAUUCGUCUAAUGAACCAAAGACUCAAACAGAUACUGCGUUCGCUCCCGAGAGAAGACGGUGUGUCUGAGUAGAAUUCGCGAAUAAAACUUCAUCACCAGACAAAGUCUCUAACUUUCAUGCCGACAAACGCCGGACAGGUAUUUUUUUUAUGAGAUAUUAUACUAAAAAAGAUUUCAACGGGGGACGUCGGCUCAGCAGGCAACAAAAUUCCGAUAGAUUUGGUUUGAAAAACUGUUUUUGUGGUAUAAGUCGGCUAAUAUAAUCAAAGCAAGUCGACUUGAAGUGAACUUCCAUCGACAAAAACGUAUGGCUUAAGCAAUAUUAUUUUUAUUUUAUUCUCAUGCCGACUCCUCUAUAUGUUUAAAACCCAGUUAUUAGACGGAAAACCUUUGUGGAACAAAAAUAUAUUGAAACCAGAGAUUUUUUUUCAUAAGUCAUCAAGACUCAAGGUGCAGAGUCAAAUAAAAGUGAGAACAGAUUCCGCACACCUUCAGUUAGCUUCAAACGAUACUCGACAACAUAACACAUGGAGAGAAGUCGACUUAGCACAGGCGAUUCGGUAAUCGAUAGAAUAUAGGGUCCAAACAAAUUUUGGUUUUUCUAAGUCGACUUCCCUCCAUGCGUUAAGUCGACUUAGAAAAGGAAACAUUUUGUCGCUGUGUAGUUGUUUGAUUUUAAAAUUGCCUGUGCGAAGUCGAGUUUCCUCCAUAUGUUAAGUCGACUCUCCUGCAUGCGUUAUGUCGACUUAGAAAAACGAAGAUAUUUUUCGGUUUGUGAAAUUCGCCUGAGCUGAGUCGACGUUGCACACCGA
Molecule: messenger RNA, 1417 nt
Organism: Didymodactylos carnosus
Lineage: Eukaryota; Metazoa; Rotifera; Eurotatoria; Philodinida; Philodinidae
Source: the annotation of a GenBank genome assembly